Molecule: messenger RNA, 1469 nt
Organism: Gastrolobium bilobum
Lineage: Eukaryota; Viridiplantae; Streptophyta; Magnoliopsida; Fabales; Fabaceae
Product: trihelix transcription factor ENAP2
Exons: 1
Coding region: 246-1172 (308 amino acids)
Cellular component (GO): nucleus
Molecular function (GO): transcription cis-regulatory region binding
Source: RefSeq, a predicted model, not a curated record
UGACCACUGACACAGGCUGGCGCACUUACAUCGACCGAGCCCACUAUGUCCCCUGUCACUCUCCACCAUCACCACAACCACCUGCACCGCCACACCAACCACCGCCAUCAAAUGUCAACUACACCACCCAAUACCCACCACCAAAAUCACAUAAAAACACCACAAUAACAUUAACUCCCAACAAAAGCAAAAAAAAAAAAAAAGAAACACCAAAUAAUCAAAUACCCUAAUCGGCUAACUCCAUCAUGGCAACCCCUUCCUCACCGAAACUAAUUUCCCCAAUCGCCACAAACGACGACGCUUCACCCCCGAAGAGACCCCAAUCGAUCCCAUGGACCCACCAAGAGACGGUGAACCUCAUCAGGUCUUACCAAGAGAAAUGGUAUUCCCUCAAGCGGGGCCCACUCCGGUCCACCCAGUGGGAAGAGGUCGCCGUCGUCGUCGCCGCCCGAUGCGGCUACGACUCCAAUCACGCUUCCAAGUCCGCCAUCCAAUGCCGCCACAAGAUGGAGAAGCUCCGCCAGCGCCAUCGCGCCGAGAAGCACCGCCUUUCCACCGGCGCCGCCAUGGCCCGCGGCGGCGCCUGGCAAUACUCCGGCCUCAUGGACGAGUUGGAACGCGGUCCUCUUCCUAUUUCGGCUCGACCUUUCAUGUCUAUGGCUCCUUUAGGUUACAACAACGAGAAUGAUCAUGAUGAAGAUGAUGAAGAUAAUGAUGAUGAUGAUGAUGAUGAUGGUGUUUGCUACUACAAUGAUGAUGAUGACCAGAGGGAGAGUUAUAUCAAGUCUAAGAGUAUUAAUUACAUUGUUAAACAGAGACCCAAAGCAAACAAGUAUGGAGGAGUUUUAGGGUUUUCAAGGGAGCGUGAUUGCGAUGAUUAUGAUGAUGAGGAUGAAGAUGAGGAUGAUGAUGAUAGUGAUGAUGAGGAAGGAGUGGUGGUGAGAAGGAAGGGGUUGAUUUCAGGGUUAUCAGCUGAAUUGAGAGGUUUUGCUGAGAGGUUUAUUGGGAUGGAGAAUUUGAAGAUGGAGAUGAUGAAGGAAACACAGAGGUGUAGAUUGGAGAUGGAGAAGAAGCGGAUCCAAAUGAUUCUCGAAUCACAGAGGAGGAUUGUUGAUUCAAUUGGAAGGGCUUUCGGGUCUUCCAAGAGGAUGAAGAUUAGUCAACAAAUCUGAAGGUUUCAAUUCUUUUUUAAUUUUUUUUUUUCUGUUGUGUUUUUCUACUCCUGUGAAAUCUUUGUCCUUGCUACUAUUAUUCUGUUAUAGGGUUAUUUAUUUAGAUUUUCAACAAAGUUUAGCUUGAAACUCACUUUGCAGCUGUUGAAUUAUUCUCCAAUGCUGAGUUGUUUCCACUCUAAGCAUUUAAGUUUUUAUUGCAAGGAUUGUACCUGGUUUACAAAUUCAUACAGUUUAAUUUGUAUUAUAAGGUUCCUAAGAAGGAUUAUACCUGCAUUAUAAAUUUACAAUUGCAUG